This is a messenger RNA of Colletotrichum chrysophilum, 465 nucleotides long. RefSeq lists its product as uncharacterized. Lineage: Eukaryota; Fungi; Ascomycota; Sordariomycetes; Glomerellales; Glomerellaceae. The coding region runs from base 1 to 465 and encodes 154 amino acids. The transcript has 2 exons. The record is from RefSeq and is a predicted model, not a curated record.
AUGUACUACCCAGGCUUACCAAGACUAGACUACAAGCUCUACUCACCGCCGAACUUCAGCCUGUCGACAGACUGUAUCGUUCUCUCUUCCAGGUCAGACCAUCUGUCAGCGAGCGCCAAUGCCCUUCUAUCCCUCAUCAGGACCCAGGCAAGCAUCCCGCCCAAGCCUCUCAUACACAUGAAAGGGACGCGAGGACGCAAGGUCGACUUCGACAUCAAGCUCAAUCUGAUGGGAUUGCUGGUGCCGGAUGACACGAGCAAGCGCAUGCAGUACAUUCGCUGUGUCAGUGAGGGCGAGAUGGCGUACAGGGGCGGAGUAAAGCCAGACGUCAUUCCCGAAGUUGGCGAAAGAGAGCUUGAGGAGUGGUGCCGCCGCUUUGUUGAAGAUCCAGCGCAGGUCAAAAGUUUCGGUGAGGACCCUAUCCAAACCGUAUCUACUUUGUCGAGCUGGCACUUGAUCGAGUAG